GGCUAAGGUCGUUUGCAAGGGGUAGGUCAGGAUAUGAUUUAAGGAUGAUUUAUAAUGAAAACUUGCAGAGGACGCAGAUGGAGGGAAUAGUGAUAUCUCUAAGCAGCAGCAGUGAGGAGGAAGGGGAGGAGGAGGAGGAGGAAGACAUAGCUUUGAUCACUGGAGGAAAUGAGGAUGAUGAUGAGGAGAAGACCGAAGAGAAUGAAGGUGAUGUUCAGAGCGAGCAACAGAUGUGCACAGAGACUGUGAUUGAAAGGAGGCGUUCCAACGGCACUCCUCAGAGAGAUGCAGAUCACCAUCGAAGAAGAUCAAGGACAUAUGUCGAGAGAGGAGGGGGAGAUAAUGCAGGUUGUGGUCAUUUGGAUGAGGGAGGUGAUAAUUGGGAGGUACUAAGAAGGAUUGGGAAGAAGAGGAGGGUGGUGAUGGAACAGCAGGACGAUGACCACGUGUCAAUGGAUAGAUUAGGGGAUGGCCACGUGUCAAUUGAUAGAUCACGGGACGGCCACGUGUCAAUGGAUAGAUCGAGGAAAUCAGAUAUCUGGAGCACUCGCAUGGGGACUCCAAUCAUUAAUAAAGCAGCAGGGAGGGAUACCUUUCGCAAGCUGCUAAGCGAACAUGAAGUGAUGGAGGAGGAAGAGGGAGCAGAGGGAGGAUUAGUGACCAAGAAAAGACAUAGUUUUAUGUGCAAAAAAGACGGCUGCAAUCGAGGGACAGGAAGCCAAUCAAUGGUAGAGGAUGAAGGGGUUCCUUUGAGGGGACCUUCUGCGGAAACAGCUAAGCAGCGGGCGGAGAUUUACCCAAAGACAUACAGACAAUGUGAUGGGAAUGUCACAGGGGGAAGAAGGGCAGAGAGGGACUCGAUGGAGUGUUCAAGGCUUUCAAACACGUGGGAGGAGGAGGAGGAGGAGGAGGAGGAGGAGAUACAGGAUACCCAGGGCAACGGGGGGACGGGGAUGCAAAGAAAAAUGAUGACGUCAUCAGAUAGGUUGCGGAUGGGGUGGGCGAAGGGGCGAGCGGCGGGUGAGCAGCAGGCAGCGCGGGGAGGAGAGCAGAGAGAUGAGAGAGUGGUGGUGGUGGGGACCACCACCACCACCAGUCGACGCGGUGUUCGGGGGGAGGGGGUUGUGGCUUCGGCUAGCGGCGGCAGCAGAGAGGCGGCGGGGGGACCACCAUCCCAGCAGCAAAACUUCGGCGGCAGGAGUACAUCCAUGAUGACGUCAUCAGAGGACCAAGUUUCCCGCGCUCCGAUUUUGGCGGGAAAUCGGACGCCGACCAAUCGUCCUCCUCCUGCUGGUGCUGAUGGUCGUGCUUGGAUGGAUCCAAACCCCCCGACGGUUCUUGUUGGACAACCUCGUCGUCCUUGUCCAACCUUAUCCGUUCACGACAAGCCACGACGACAAGAUCAAGAACCUUCAAAGAAGUAUCCCGACAAGUUCCACAAGAAGCAGCAGCACCAACCUUAUCCAGCCUCCUCCACUCCCUAUAACAGGCAAUCAGCUCAAUCAUCAACCCAAUCAGCUCAUCACCAAUCUACUGCUGCCGCCGCUAAAACGGAUCACUUUUGUAGGGAAUUUUGGCACGCGGGAGACUACGAAGUAAUCAAACGUCCGGACCAAGAUAGUCGAUCUCAAUCCAUGGGAAUCGGCCAUGUAAGGGUUCAUCCCAAGUUCCUCCACUCAAAUGCCACCAGCCACAAGUGGGCUCUUGGCGCCUUAGCUGAGUUGCUGGACAAUGCGGUGGAUGAGGUUGUGAAUGGCGCCACUUUUGUUGUUUUGGAUAAGGUGAUUAAUCCAAUGGACGGGAGUUCUAUGCUGCUGAUCGAGGACGAUGGGGGGGGGAUGGGACCGGACAAACUGCGGCAGUGCAUGUCCUUAGGGUACUCGGCAAAAUCUAAAUCCUCCAACAUGAUUGGUCAAUAUGGAAACGGGUUCAAGACAAGCACCAUGAGGCUGGGCGCAGAUGUAAUCGUCUUUUCCAAUUGUAUGAAUGCCCCAGGGGGUCCCCUAACUCAAAGCAUUGGCUUGUUAUCGUACACUUUCUUGAGAAGAGAAGGUCUGGAGGACAUCAUCGUGCCAAUGAUCGACUUCAUAAUCGAGCCGGACGGAGAGAAGAGGCGGUUGAUCCGUACGACAGAGGAAGAUUGGGAGAACAAUCUGAGAACGAUCACUGCUUGGUCACCGUACAACAGUCUCGAGGUGCUGAACAUGCAAGUGGAAGGAAUGGGUCCUCAGGGGACCAAAGUAGUGAUCUUCAAUCUGUGGUACAAUGAUGAGGGGCUCCUGGAGCUGGACUUCGACGCGGAUGCCUACGAUAUCCAGAUCAGAGGGGCCAAUCGGGACGAGAAACAGAAUCAACUGGCUGCUAAGUACCCAGGCUCCCGAGCUUACCUGAGCUACCGCUACUCUCUGCGGUGUUAUGCGUCUAUGUUGUACUUGAGGAAGAUCAAUAAUUUCAGGAUAGUGCUCAGAGGGAGAGAGGUUCUCCACCAUAGUGUGGUGGACGAUCUCAUCCACACCCAGGAGAGGAUAUACAGGCCGCAGGUGAGCGGCAAUCACAGCAAUUGGAAGUCUGACAAGUCAGACAUGACCGUUGUCACCACGGUAGGCUUCGUUAAAGAUGCACCGCAUGUGGACGUUUCAGGGUUCAGCGUGUAUCAUAAGAACCGAUUGAUCAAACCGUUCUGGAAGGUGUGGGCAGUGGCCAACAGUGGAGGGAGAGGGGUGAUAGGAGUGCUGGAGGCCAACUUCGUCGAGCCAGCGCACGAUAAGCAGGGAUUUGAAAGGACGUUGAUUCUGCAGAGAUUGGAGGCCAAACUGAUUGAAAUACAGAAGCAGUACUGGAAACAGAAUCGGGAGAAAGUAGGGUAUCAGCCGAAGUUGAAGAAUGGGGGGGGAGGGGGAGGGGGAGGUGACGGAGUGAUAGUCUCUCCUACCCUGUCUCCUUCUCCUCCUCCUCCUCCUCCCGCUGCUGCUGCUGCUGCUGCUCAGACUGGUGGAGGUGGAGAGGGGGAUGCCUUGGGUGCGAAAUCGAAAGAAGCUGUAUGGGUGGGUGGGAUGUCCUCAAGGACCUCCUCUCCUACUCCUCCUGCAGUGGGCCGUGUGGGUGAUGGGUGUAUAGACGACAAGUCGAAGAAGCAGCGCCGAGUUGGGAUUGGGAUGACGUCAUCGCAAGUCUCUCCGGGGAGAUCUGCGGCUUUGUGGGUAGGGAAGGAGAGAAGAGGAGGUGGUGUCGAGAGUGAUGGGCAUACUACUACUCCCUCUUCUUCUCCCGACAUUAAGCCGUGCGCUAUUGGGGUAACCCGCAAGCCUAACUCUCCUGUGUCCAGAAGCGGAGGAUCUUGGAAGCAAGGAGUAGGAGUAGGAGGAGGAGGAGGAGGAGGAGAGAACGAAGGAGGAGCAAGAGGAGUAGGAGGGAGAAGAACAGGAGGAGGAGGGAGAGGGGGAGAGAAAGAUAGGGAGGGAGCGAGGGGAAAGCUUGAGGCUUUGGCUGAUCUUGCCGCUGACCAGGCGUUGCGCGAAGAGAAGGAAGUGGAUAUUGCGAAGCCGAGAGCGGGUGUGAGGGUGGAGGAAAGAGAGAAGGUCAGAACCCCUGCCUUCCAGCCUGCACUUAAGGACGGUGGGAAUGGGAGGGUAGAUGGUUGCUCACGAGGAGCCAGACUGGUAGCAGAUUCUGCCCCUUACGACGGGGGAGGAAGGAAGAAGGGGAGAGAGAGAGGAUUGGCGGAUGGAGAAGACCUAGAGACAGGUCCUCUCGAAGAGCUUGGGCUGCAGGUCACCAGGCGUGCUAUUGCGAGAGGAGAGAAGGGGAAAGAGGAGGAGGGAGGUAGGGAUGGUGCAGUUCCUGAUGCCUCCGAGCGUGUGGACAUGGAAGUGUACGACCGACUUGUCGGGGAGAACAAGCAGCUUACAGAGCGCUACAAGAGGUUGCUGGAGACACGUGGCAAGCAUAUAGCGAUUGAGAACCGGGUGGAAGCUCUGGAGAGCGAACUAGCGGCGGCUAAGAAGAAACUAGAGGAUAGAAUUAGGGAGAGAGAGAAGGAGAAGAGGAACCUGCUGACACAGACACAGCUGCGACAGAGGGAAGUCUCGAUACUUCAGCUCGAGCUGAAGGAAGCUCUCUCUCGAUUACGCCAAUUAGACUCCAGGAGGAAGAGCCCCAGUGACGACCGUCUGCGUUGGCACAGCGGUCACGUGGCAGCACAAAGGAGUGCAGGUCUCGUGCUUGGACGGAAGGGGCGUAAUGACCUCCUGAAGCAGGAUCAGGCAGAGCACCAGCCCCGUUCAGACUCUGUACGGAUGGAUGAGCUCUCAUUUCAGCGUCAGAUAGCGCCGCAUCAUCGCCUCAGGUCCACUGUAUCCACAGGCAGAAGAAGAAGAAGCAAUACAGCCGAGCAGAAUUUGACCGGAACCUGGGCUUAUGGCGGAAGAGCUCAUUAUGGCGGAAGAGCUCAUUGGGGAGAGCCUGCGAAGGAGAAGAGAGCACGAGAGAGGUUCGCCUCCAGGGUGAUGAUGAGGAUACUAACAGGCGGAUCCCCUGGCAGGCCUGAGUCGUAUUUUGGUGACGAGGGAACUGCAUAGGAGAAAGAAGUAUUAGAGAGAAAGGGGAGAGAAGAGAAGUGAGAUGGCCUCCCAGAUGAGGACAGUGCAACUGGCAGCGUUCCCGCUCUCACGUUGUCGAGCCUCGCUGCACUACGCACCGAACGUGCAAAAUGGGAGGGAAGAGAAAUGAGGUGGCCUCCCAGAUCAGGAUGGUGCAACUGGCAGCGUUCACGCUCUCACGUUGUCGACACUGUGAGCCUCGCUGCACUACUCACCGAAUGUGCGAAAUUGCGAGUGUCU
Messenger RNA from Chara braunii, 4838 nucleotides. Lineage: Eukaryota; Viridiplantae; Streptophyta; Charophyceae; Charales; Characeae. The record is from the annotation of a GenBank genome assembly.